This is a messenger RNA of Penicillium griseofulvum, 1008 nucleotides long. RefSeq names its product TBP-associated factor 8 family protein. The coding region runs from base 1 to 1008 and encodes 335 amino acids. Gene Ontology annotation, molecular function: protein heterodimerization activity. The record is from RefSeq and is a predicted model, not a curated record. The transcript is spliced from 2 exons. NCBI's taxonomy places the organism in Eukaryota, Fungi, Ascomycota, Eurotiomycetes, Eurotiales, Aspergillaceae. Gene Ontology annotation, cellular component: transcription factor TFIID complex. Gene Ontology annotation, biological process: transcription initiation at RNA polymerase II promoter.
AUGGCUAUGGCGACAUCAGGUGCCCAUGUUAAACGGCCUUCCUCGUCCCUCGAGCAGAACAAUCUGAAGAGGAUAAAGCGUCACUACCAUCACCAUCAUCGCUUACAGGAGCCCGUCGUUCUCCCAUCAUCGUCCGAGCCAGCCGUGCAAGAUGACACUCACCUUGACCAAUUGAUGAAUCGUGCAGUUGGCCAGACCCUGAAGGACUCAGGAUUUGAGUUGGCUGAUCCAGUUGCACUGUCAAGUCUCUGCAGUGCUACUGAGGAGUACAUGCUACGACUCUCCACAUUCAUCCGUCAAUCCAUGUUAUCUGCGCGUCGCGUCCAGCCAAUCCCGCAAGAUUUUGACCACGCUCUGAAGCGUCUCCGCCUCCAUCCCGAUGAUCUUCUCCCUCAUCUCAAACCAUCACCCUCAGACAAACCUACGCCGACCUUAUUACCAUCUCCUCCACCAGAGAAUGAAAUAUCCAAAUCUCUCCCGUUUCUGACGGCGCUGAGUAGCGAGGACGAUCGUGCAAAUCGUCCCUACAUUCCAAAACAUUUCCCGAGUUUCCCUAGCAAACACACCUAUUCUGCCACCGCAGUCUUUAUUGGACGAGACAACGACCCACGCAAGAUCAGGGAACGCGCAGCCGAGGAUGGACGGCAUGGCGAGGAAGCUUUGCGCAAAUUAGCGAGCGCCGCAUUUCGCGACAACCAGACGGGUUCAACUGGCCGUGAUAAGAAACUCUGGGGUCGGAGAAUGGACAGCAUGGAAAGCAUGUUCGAAAAGACGAUCAAGGGACUAUCCAAAAAGCACAGCAAAGACCCUGGCAGGUCAGCUAUGGAUAUCCACCUAGGGGAUGCCGAUAAGUCUUGCAAGCUCUUGUGGAAUAUGGAGCUGGGGCCAAUCGUCAAUUGUGAGCGAGAUCUUUGGCGCCGAACAAGUUCAAAUGCACGACGAGAAGAGGAGAAGCCCCCAAAGCCUCUAGCAAGUGUUGAGGUAGCGGACGUCAUGACUGACAUGUAA